UGUCUUGGUGGGUGGGGACAGUCAUUAUCAACUUUCUGGACACACGGACAGAGACAGACAGGAUGGACUUUCUCCGGCUACACCUCCCUGGGCUGCACCAGGCCUUGAGGGGGGCACUGGAUUCCCUCGGCACCUUUGUCGCCUACCUCUUGGGAGACGCAGUCCCCACUGUAGAGCCGGAGGCGCGGGCAGCUGAGGAACUGGGGGCGGUGGCAGUGGGAAGGACAGGGAAGGUUGUAGAGGAGGAAGCCCAGGAGGCCCUGGAGGGCCGGAGAGGUGGCCAAAGCCAGGGGGCUGGACGGCUGAGAGGGCCUGGGGAGGACGGAAGACGUGAAGCCGGGAGCUCAGCUGCAGAACAGACCUGGAGCUGGGGAGAUGGCAGCUCCCAUGGGUCCCAAGCAGAGAGGCAGGACAGUGGGGCUGGGGAGGCAGCCAAGGCAGCCAGGUGCCAGGAGCCAAGUGCCCCCUUGGAGGCCAGAAAGAAGUCCAAGGUAGGGUCUAGGGCUUGCCAAGACAGGAGCGGCCAGGCCCAGGAGAGGCAGGAGCCCGAUGAGCAGGAAGUGAACAGAGAGGAGAGGCUGAGAACCUGGGAACAGGAGGAGGAGGAGGAGGAGGAGGAAGAGGUCAGGGCAAGACAGCCAGGGAUGGCCAGAGGGGUGGAGUCAGAGUGGACCUGGCACAGGGAGUGGGAGGGGAAGGCUGGUGCUUGCGGGACAAAGGCGGCAGGGGACGACCUGGAUACUGAGCAGGGGAUCAGGGAGGCAGAUGCCGAGGAAACUGAGGGACCCGGGGCUGAAUGGGCUGGGAAGGGAGAAGAGGUUGUGGUGGUGGAGGAGGCCAGUGAAAGCAGAAAGGCACAGGUGACACGGGGCCCAGGGGCAGAGUCUGAGGACUGGACAGCCUUAGGCAGAGAGGAGGCUAGGACAACUCCAGGUAGGGAGGAGGCCAGGAUAAUUUUAGAUGGGGAGGAAGCCAGGACAGCCUCAGGAGGGGAGGAGGCUGGGACAGCCUCAGGAGGGGAGGAGGCAGCCUCAGGAGGGGAGGAGGCCGGGACAGCCUCAGGAGGGGAGGAGGCCGAGACAGCCUCAGGAGGGGAGGAGGCCAAGACAGCCUCAGGAGGGGAGGAGGCCGGGACAGCCUUGGGAGGGGAGGAGGCAGCCUCAGGAGGAGAGGAGGCUGGGACAGUCUCAGGAGGCAAGGAGGCCUGGACAACCUCAGGCGAGAAGGCUGACUUCUUAGGAGUCAGAGAGACAGAAUAUGGAGCAAUCCUGGGAGAAAGGUUCCUAGAGGCUACUGGAAAAGUCUGGGUCCUAGAGGAGGAGGGGGAUGAGGAGAGAGAAGCUGAGGUGAGCCCUUUCCCCAAACAGGCCCAGGCCCUGGGCACUGAGAGAAUGGAAGAGGCCGCUGAAACCCAGACAGCAGGGAGGGAGGCUGCGGGAGGCCAGGAGGCAGGGGAGAGCUUUGAGGGUCAGGCUGACCAGCGUGGGAAGGUGGCUGAGGGGAGUCGGCACUUGGAGAUCAGGGCUGACCGGGCCGGGCUGGAGGAGGUGGUACAGGCAGAGGAGGCCUGGGAGGAGAGAGUGAGCGUCGGGGACCCAGCGGCUGAGCUGCCCUCGGAUGGAGAGGUUGAAGGAGCUGCUGACUUGGAGGCAACCCCAGAGGCCAGGCCUGAGGAGGAGCUCACAGGGGAGGAGAGUGAGGCAGCCCAGAGCAGCUGCAGCGCCCUGGGGGCGGAGUGGGGUGGCCUCACACACAGGGUCUCCAAAGGCCAGGAGCCUGAGCUGAUGGGGGGCGCCCAGACCCCAACCAAGCAACCCGAGGAAAGGUGGGCAGGUGAGGCGGAGCUCUGGGGAGUUCUCACCCUGAGCAAAGAGCAGAGGAGCCCGGAGGCAGGUCCCAGGUUUGUAAAGCCUGAGGCCUCCGAGGCCUUCCCAGGGAAUACCCAGGAGGAAGCGGCCCAGGGUGAGCAGCGGGAGGAGGAGGCUGCAGGAAACCAGACCCUGGAGGCUGAGGCCGAAGGAGACCGAGAGUCUGAACUGCCAAAAGUCCCAGAGGCAGGUGGGGAGGGGCCGGCAUCCAAACACACGGGGUGUGGAAUUGAGGAGGGAGAGACAUGUGACUCAGAGAACCAGGAGCUGCACGGAAGCACAGGGGCAGACUCAGGGCCGGGCCGGUCACUGGGAGAGGCCUAUGCCCGGGAAACCAAGGAUGGGGAGGCGGAGGCCGACGGAACGCCUGGGAGAGGCUGGAGGCUGCAGGCGGCAGCUGUGGGCCUUCAUGACCAUGAGGACACACAGACUGGCUCCGUGGCUGCUGAGAUUAUGGGGGGUGAGGUGGUCCCAGAUGUCAGCGCUGCUGGUGCUGAUGAAGCUUUGGAAGGGGCGCUUGGACGAGGAUGGGACUCGAAAGAAAGGGAGGAGGCAGCGGUGGGAGAGGAUGCAGGCGGGCAGGAGUUUGGCCUGGAGGGGUCAACAGAAGAAGAGGUGGCUGACAGAGGCGGCCCAGCAGAGGCUUUUGAGGCCAGGGAGGGAGAGCGUGGGAGAGGGCGGGUAGAGGCCGGGGAAUCUGCAGGUGCAGAGGACAGCUGUGGGCUGGAUGGUGUGGGUUCCCACACAGUGAGGGAAGAGGGGACAGGAGCCAUGGUGGAGGCUGGGGGGCUUUUAGAAGAGUGGACACUGUUGGAAGAAGAGGCUGCGGGAUGGCAGGAGAGAGAACAGGAGCGGGAGGACAGUAAGGGGCGGCGUGGGGAUCACAACCCCGAGGGAGAGCCACCAAGGCUCCUUGAUGCAGAGGGUCUCACGGUGACCGGGGGCCAGAGGGCAGGGGCCGAGGAGACUGAGCCAGAAAGCCUGGAGGACAUCAGGGUCCAGGAGGAAUGGCCAACAUGCCAAGGCCCUGCAGAAGCUGCACCGGGGUCGCUUGGGAAUGUGGAGACAGCUGAGGCCAUCGGCAGUGCCAGAGGAGGUGCUGCCAGCAGCUGGAGCGAGGCUCUGCUCCCCGGAUCCCUCCUAGAUGUCUCUGUCCCAAGGAGCCGCGUGCACCUCUCGAGAAGCUCCUCGCAGCGUCGCUCGCGGCCCUCUUUUCGUCGGACCCUGGUCCUGGAGCAGCAGGAGGAGCCCCCAGUCCCCAACCCUUCCGAGGAGGAGGAGCCGUCAGCCCCUGAGCAGAGACUCCUCCAGCCGGAGGAACCCCCCAAGCCAAGCCCUCUGAGGCAUGAUGGGACCCCGGUGCCAGCCAGGAGAAGGCCCCUGGGACACGGGUUUGGCCUCGCACACCCUGGCAUGAUGCAGGAGCUGCAUGCACGUCUGGGCCGGCCCAAGCCCCAGUGACUGAGACCCGGCACCCUGGAAGGCGGGUGGGGACCAGAAGCCUGACUUGGACGCCACUGAGCCCUGCUCCCUCUGCCACUGUGGAUGCAUCCUCUCCACCCUCUGGGCCUCAGCGUCUUGGUGUAUCAUUCAUGGGGCAGGCAAAACCAGAUGUCUGGGAAGACCUUGAACUUGAGUCUGAUUCUCCAGUGCAGGCUGGUGGACCACCUACCCCACUGAGACCACCUCUCAGCAUUCCUGCCCUGGUUCCUCCCUAACCUGAGUCAGUUGUCUGGACUGCAAGGAGGCCAGGCACAGGGUCUCACGCCUGUCACCCCAGAGCUUUGAGGCGCCAAGGUGGGAGGAUCACUUGAGACCAGGAGUUUGAGACCAGCCUGGGCAACAUAGCAAAAGACCCCAUCUUUUAAAAACAAAAUUAAAAAAUAGACUGCAAGGAAGACUGAGAGGGAACAG
Messenger RNA from Cebus imitator (Panamanian white-faced capuchin), 3782 nucleotides. RefSeq names its product apolipoprotein B receptor (gene APOBR). The transcript is spliced from 5 exons. Gene Ontology annotation, biological process: lipid transport; triglyceride metabolic process. The record is from RefSeq and is a predicted model, not a curated record. Gene Ontology annotation, molecular function: very-low-density lipoprotein particle receptor activity. NCBI's taxonomy places the organism in Eukaryota, Metazoa, Chordata, Mammalia, Primates, Cebidae. Gene Ontology annotation, cellular component: membrane. Bases 63 to 3329 code for a protein of 1088 amino acids.